This is a messenger RNA of Salvelinus sp. IW2-2015, 2520 nucleotides long. The record is from RefSeq and is a predicted model, not a curated record. NCBI's taxonomy places the organism in Eukaryota, Metazoa, Chordata, Actinopteri, Salmoniformes, Salmonidae.
AUAGUUUUUGAUGUUUCAGGCAUACACAGUGCUAGAAAGAAACGUUCGGGGAAACGGACAUGCAGUAAGUGGAGGUCAGUGCCACGGAUCAGGUGAACUGAAAGUGCACAGCGCUCAGCCUCAACAGAGCUGAGGCUAGACAUAUUUCCUAGUCCUGCCUCCUCCUUUACAUAGACGAGACAGCCCUUACCUACAGUCAUUCACCUUGCUAUUCCGGUGGCAUCGCGUGACACACUCCCCAGGACACAAGGGAAUUUUGGAUUAACACCGAGAAAAGACAGAGGAAGUCGGAUGAAGAUCAUGUACUUCUGGACAUAUAUUCUCUAAUUAUUUUUCCUUUUUAGCGUUGUCUGUCAUAUGCUUUAUUUUUGACAAAGAAAGUGAUUUCGUAAGGUGCGCGGCUACGGGACGGUACCUGUAUUGGUGGGUCCUGCUAUGAGUCAAGUUCAAAACCGUAAAAUUGUGAGAUUCUAACAAGAUGUCAAAGUCCUCGGAUCAGUUUGAAGACCCCGACUGUGUUUCUUCCUUUGGUAUGAAGUUAACGUGGGAUAUCAACGACCCAAAACUGCCUCAGGACAUAAAGCAGUUUGACGCUUUUCAAGAGUGGACGGAUGGUUAUGUGCGUUACAUCUACAAUGGCGAGGACAAGAACGCACAGCGCCACCUGAGCGGAUGGGCUAUGCGGAACACCAACAACCACAACUGUCAGAUUCUCAAGAAGUCCUGCCUCGGUGUAGUAGUCUGUGGCCGAAACUGCACGCUGGCUGACGGAAGCAAACUCCAGCUCCGACCGGCUAUCUGCGACAAAGCACGACAAAAACAACAAAGUGGUUGUUCUCCAGAGAAGCUGUGCCCCAGUUGUAACUCUGCCCUGGAGCUGAUGCCAUGCAGAGGACACAGUGGCUAUCCCGUCACCAACUUCUGGAGAAUAGAUGGAAAAGCUAUAUUCUUCCAGGCGAAGGGGGUCCAUGACCACCCCAGACCAGAGAGUAAGUCUGAGACAGAGGUCCGGAGGAGUGCAGUGAAGAGGAGGAUGUCCUCUCCACACUUUUCUCAGAAGAGGAGGCUGAUGGAGCCAGAUACCGGGAGAUACCACGACCUGGGUGCUCCUUUCCCCAACCUGCACCAGCUGUCCUGCAUGGAGGGCCCGGACCGCUUUAGCAUCAUCGCUGAGUCCAACUUCCCCAUCCAGACCCAGCACUACCCUCCCUUCCAAAACCCUGAGCCCUACAAGUUUGCCUACGAUUCCCACGCCAACAUGGGUGAGGCCCCAUCCACACUCCAGAAGCAGGCCAACCACCGUCUGUACAUGCCCCGGCCUCCGUGUGGCUACGACUUUGCCGUGCCGAGCUAUUUAGGCUCGGGCUCCUACACAGCCCUCUAUAAGGACCCCAGUAGCCCCCAGACGGAGACCCCUGAGCCCAGCAAAGUGAGCUCGGGCCUGGGUACCAGCACUGCCACACCCCACACCACCGGGGUCCUUUCGGGCCACGACCGCAACAACUACGACACGACCAGCAAGCACCACGGCUGGAAACAGAUCUUGGGCAAGGGGACGUACAGCGAGCGGGGCGAGUACGGACAGUUUCCUGGCAACACCAACCACCACUACUACAACAGUGAGUACCCGUGCAGAUACCCUGGCCCAGCGCCAGCCACGCCCGCUGCCCUGCAGACCAUCAUCACCACCACCACCAAAGUGUCCUACCAGCCCUGCCCCAAGUCCUCCGUGGUCAAGUACGGCGACAACAUCUACGACGUCAAGGGCCUGCCCAGCUGCAGCUCCCUGCUCGAGGACACCUCGCCCACCUCUUACUCCGAUCUCAAGAUUCCUGAAGAUUCUGGGGUCAUCAAGUCUGCGCUGUCGUACCAGCCGGAAACCCUGCCAGCUAAAAUCGAGAGGGCUGAGAACUUUGACACUUACCGUUACGGCAACUACGCGUCCAACAGCUAUCCCGACAGGGUUUCUCAUCCAUUUAGAUACGACGGAGGGGACUACUGAUCAAAGAGGAAGCCACCAAAACAAAGACUGUGAUUUGAUAGUUAUGCAAAUGAUCAGAAAGAACGCUUGGAACAGACUUUCUGCCACCUUUUAUCAGGUUUGUAAAGCUCUAUUGUUAUUUAUAUAUUUGAGGUGUUGGAUUGCAUUUGGACUGCUAGUGAUGACGCUACAUUGAGUCUAGACUCUUCAAGGAUGUUCCCAACAUUUCCCCAUUUAAUGCAUAAGAAAAAGCCACAAAGUAGUUAUUAUUGCCUUUGGAUUUUUUUUAAAAAUCGGAUUAUUGUGUUUGUAGAAUAUGAAUAAUAUGUAUUCUUAAGGUAUUUUGUCUGUUACAAUAUCACAUCAUAUUCCUAUGGCACUGAAAUAAAUGUUCUAUAGACUGGGAAUGGCCAACAAAGUAUAUUGAAAAUGCUUGUGGUACAGUGCAACUGUAAAUGCAGUCUUCAACUGUACAGUUUGUGAACAUUGUUAUGUGACAUAAAAAUUCAAUGAGCUCCUACCAUAGAUUUGACACAUUC